This is a messenger RNA of Hylaeus anthracinus, 1125 nucleotides long. Its product is annotated as protein lethal(2)essential for life-like. The record is from RefSeq and is a predicted model, not a curated record. Bases 117 to 716 code for a protein of 199 amino acids. NCBI's taxonomy places the organism in Eukaryota, Metazoa, Arthropoda, Insecta, Hymenoptera, Colletidae. Gene Ontology annotation, molecular function: protein folding chaperone. The transcript has a single exon. Gene Ontology annotation, biological process: response to heat; protein refolding.
CGGUCGUGUUGGAAGUUAACAUACCAGUCUGUCGAGAGGUCGAGAGUAGUUGUGCCGGUUCAUUUCGCAAAAACAAAAAGAAACAAGUAAUUACCGGAUAAAUUAUAAAAGCAAUAAUGGCUGUGCUACCAUUGGAUUUCAUUGAUCUUAUGGACAGAUUGGAGCGUGCAGGUAUCGCUAGUUCGGCUGCCGGUCUUGGCCUUCCCGCUGUUCUUCCUACCGAGGCUGGCAUUCCAAAAACUUUAUUGCAAAUGUUGCAUUUGCCGUCGUACAAAGCCGAAUCAAGGUGUCCCGUGGCGUAUUCCAGACCAUGGAGCGAGCUUCUGCGGAAAGGUGAAGGUGGAGCAUCGACCGUGAAAGACGACAAGGAUAAAUUUCGUGUAGACCUGGAUGUGCAACAUUUCGGACCGGAUGAGAUUAAUGUUAAGGUCGCUGACCAUUGCGUGACAGUCGAGGGGAGACACGAAGAGAAAGCAGACGAUCAUGGCUGGGUAGCCAGACAAUUUUCAAGGAGAUACAUUGUGCCUGAACAAUGCGAUAUCGAGCAGGUAUCGGCGAAACUGUCUUCGGACGGUGUUCUGUCAAUCAUAGUGCCGCGCAAGGAAAAGCCGCUACCCAAUGGCGAAAGAGUAAUCAAUAUAGAGCAUACCGGCAAGCCAUCUAUUCAUGAUUCGCCGAGCGCAGCAAAUGGAUCGGCAGAGCAGAAAAUGGAGUAAAGUUCCAGUAUUAAACAUUUAUAAAUUCCUCUAAUACUUGCACAUUAUACGUAUCCGUAACACUAUCAUAACACUAUCACAAGUAUUUAGCAUUUUAUGUAACAUCAUCGAAACGCAUUUCAAUAAAUAGACACAAAUGUCUUACGUUCAAAUGUACCUUCAAAGUGUGUUUAGUUUCUACACUUUUCUAAAUUCCCACGUUACUCUUAUUUGUGAGAAUGAACCAAUUUCGUUUUAAACACAUUUGUAUUACGUUGUUUCGUUAUUUUGUACGUUUGUGAUAAGAACCUAUAUAAAUAAUAAGACAUGAUAUUAUUUGUUCCCUUCAUAAUAGUUUUUAGAACAUUUUACUCGAUGUGAGCGGAAUGCAAUUAAUAAAUUGAUCAUAUAAUAUCAAAUGUGUAACAUA